AUGGAGAAGGCGCAGGCGGGGAAGCUGCAGCCGAAAGGCUUCAAGAAGAAGAUCGGCCGGGUCUUCCAGCGCAGCAGGUCAACCGGAGAGCAGGAGGAAGAUGCCCAGAGCGAGUGCAAGGACUCGCAGGCUGCCAGCCACAAGAAGAGAAGCUGGGGCUCCUGGCGACGGAAGAAGGCUCGGACGCCCACCAGCCCGCUGCCGGCUGGAGGAGACGGGCGCGAUCUCGCCUCUGCAAACACCGUAACAUCCAUCCACACCAAUGAUUGCAAUGAAGGUGAACAAGCCACAAGGGACUCUGAAGAGGUGCACAACAAUGAACAGGUAGUAGACACUAUUCAAAGCACAAAGCUGGAACCCAAAAGUCCCAAAAGCCCAACUGGAAAAUCUAGCAAGUUUCAAAAUAAUCGUUUUCCAAGCUCCGGAAAGGCGGAAGAGGGCAAAAGAAGCCAAGUGCUGGAUUAUUUGGGAGGGAUUUUUACUUCUAGUAGGAAAAAAAGUGUGAAAGCGUCAUCUGCAGUGCCUUUAAGCCCAGGUAAUUCUGUUGAGGAAUCUACUCCAGCAACAAAAGACUUAAGUUCUCCUGGGCAAAGCUCAAGUAACAUUCAGGGUUCAGGAUCUUCCAAAGACCAUGGGAGUGAAGGACUGACUGAGGCUGAUGUCCUUGACCGAAAUCUAGCAGAGAUAUGUUCAGCUUCUCCGGAUGAAAGUUGCCCAGUUGCUGUCUCAAGCGAUCCGGGCGAACGGUCUGCAAGUUUGUCUGAAAAUAAGAAAUUCACAGUAAUUGGUAGAGUCUCAGAUAGAGACCCCAGGCCCAAAGGUCUUGAAAAGCAGUUCUGUAUUGAAGUUGUGCGUAGUAACCGAACAGAAGUUGGAAGUGAUGUGUUAAAUGUAUUGGUAAAUAAGGGGGAACCUUCAUUCACGUCAGGCUCUGGAGAUGCAAGUUUGCAACGUAUUGACAGAACUGUAAAGGAGUGUGAAGCUGCUAAACUCAGUGAUACAUCCCAGCACACCCAACCAAAGAAUGACAGCAAAUUUGUAAAUAGUGACAGACUUACUGAAGGCCAGUGCGAUUGUGAAGGGGAUGAGAAAUGCAUAGAUCUACCAGCCAUAAAGGAAUAUGCUUUGCCAAUAUCUGAGAUUGUGAGAAUUGAACGGGUAGCCGGAGUUGCUGAAAUUACCAUAAGCCCACGUAGAGCCAAAGUAGAUUCCGGUAUAAAGUUGUCAAAAGCAUCUGUUUUGUUGCCCAUUAAUAGCAUUGGUGUGGAAUUCAAAGGGUUGGAAAAGCCAUUGAAAGAAGAAGAAGACAAACAGUUGAACCAUUCCACACUUCCAGAGUUUAAAAAGGAUAUAAAAAAUCACAGUAUUUCUGAAAAAACAAAGUUUACACCUGACGUGGCAAAGCAACAGUUACUCAAAGUUGAGAGUCACGCUGCAGAUAACCCAUCAGGAGAAGAAUCAAAUACCGAUAAACCUAUUUCUAAUUCUCACACUAAUGCAAAAUCUUUUAAAAGUACAGUGGAAAGGUCAAGCAGUUUGGAGUUAGACUUUGGAUUAACGCUGGUUAAUUCCUUUGAAAUGGAUAAGAAGUCACCCCCUGAUGGGAAACCAGGUGGAAAAAAGGGAAAAAGGAGACGGUCUGUGAAAUCUAAUCAGUCUGGUAGGAACGCUGUGAAUGCAGAAGCUGAUGCGAUUGAAGAAAGCUUUAACCAGGAUGACUCUGAGAUAAAUGAGGUGAACCUGACACAACAGUCUCCUAAAGUCCCAGGUAAAAUGUUGCAGUCACCAACACAAGGCACUCCGCCAUUAGUCCGCAGGAAAACAUUACCUGAGUCUGUUCUGUCUGCUGAAAGAUCUGCAGAAGCUAUUUCCAAACCAGUUGUAUCAAGAAAGAAGUCUUCUCAAAGGACAUCUUUCAGUCCAUCUCCAGAUAAUGAGGCAAAAUCCCCAAAGAUCGGCUCUUUGGAAAAGACAUCAAGUGGAGACGCCCAACAAAAUGUGGGAAACAGCAACAUUCAUCACAGUGUGCUUACAGAGGAAUCUCAUGCUGACAUGGAAAGGCUGAAAACUCAGAAAAUGAAUAAUGCAAAAGGAAAAAGUAACCCCCAGAAUGUAAUUACUUCACAACUCCAUUCCACAGUGACGACAAGAAUAAGGCUUCCAUCAAACGAAAAGGAAGGGGAAUCGGAUGCCCAGAUCAAGCCAAGCCAGCUGAAGAGCUGCGCUGAAAUCAGAACUGAGGAAGAGGAAACCAUCAGAGUUACGCUACCUAAAAGAAAGAAUGCUACAAGCCACCACAAAGUCGACUUCUGCACCGUUAAAAAUCUGCCUUUAGCCUCCGCCUCAAAUAAAACGUGCGUCGGGAGUCUAACGAUCCAACUGCAAAACAAAUCUGCCAGACGGACAGACGGCACUUUAACAGUAAUCGGUAAAAGACAGCCAAGUGCUUCCAGGAAUGCUGAGGCAGCUGCUGGAGUAAAGGCGGACGCAGGGCCUCAAGCUGAUGAAAUAGCCAAAGCAAACGCGGAUGGCGCACAGCAUAUUUCUGACAGAGUGCACAGAACUGAAGGAGAGAAGACUGCAGGUGUCCAUGUGGAAACUGAUCGAUCAGAGGAAAGGGGCUCAGUUGAGACAGGAUUUUCAGGGUUGUGUGGAUAUAGUGAUGUGAAAAGCCAGUCACCUUCUGUGGAUAUGCAAACUUCUGAAAUAAGUUUAUCCGAGGUUGAGAAGGGCGUCUCCUCACAAAGUUUUAAAAAACAUCAGGACCAGGUAGAUACAGGCAAGUCCCCUCCAGACCCAGCAGUGGAAGCGCCCACAGCUUUAUUGUCUGAUGAGAACAAGGAUGCAAGCCAUGAUCUUAAUCAAGGGAAGAGGUCAAGUAAUGUGGUAGUCAGAACUGUGGUAUUGGCACAGCGGCGUCUACCAUCAACAGGUGAUGCAGCUUUGCUGCAGGCUUCUGAAAGCAUCAUGCCUGAACUGGAGGAGAAAGACCACGCGAAAGCUGCCGAUGAGGGGCCUACUGGUGCAGGUAAGCUUGCUCAAGAGCGUACGCCAGUGUUGCGAGCUAGUGACUGCAAAGCACAGAACUCAGUUCCUCAGCCCAAGGACACGUCUGGAAAAGCUGAAUCCGAAAGCAAGACAGACACAAAUGCCAGCCAUGCUACUGAGCAACAGGGACGCUUGGGUACUUCAGCAGCUAUAAAGUUAAGCACAUUACAGACGCAGGCAAAAGAAACUAAGAAAAUGGAUGCACUUGCAAGUGAUGGUGCCUUACCUUUGCAAGUGGAGCCAGUGGACUCAGAGCAUAAGGAAAAAGAAACCGGUCUGGUGUCAUCUUUCUGUGAACAAGUGUCCAAAAUUAACACUGACAUCUCUGCGGGUAUUAUCACUGACAGCAAACCAGGAUCUACCGAAGCAGAAACGGGCCCUGAUUUCCCUUCACAGCAGAAUGUGUCUCUGCUCCACUGUCAUGGUUCGGAACUGAAGAAGAAAGCAUCUCUCCAAACUGUGCAGGCACUUAAACCCACGGAGGUUGUAGUUGACAAAGCAUCGGCAAGGAGUUCUAAUGAGCAAAACGAUAACUUUGAAACGAAGAAUGGAUCCCUUGAGCCUCCACAGACUAUUAAAAGCAGUGUGUCCGAGGCGGAAAAGUGUGCUACAAGAAACAGUGUUACUGAACUGCAGGAAUCUUGGGCUACUGCAGCAACUGAUGACGCCAUGCCUGUAAAGUUGAAUUCACUACAGGUGGAGCCUGGAAAAUCUGAGGCAAAGGAUAGCUCACCUCAAAGUGUUGAAAUACCCAAAACACAGAAUGAAGCACAAACAAGCUUACCAGGGGAUGCUGCCCCAGCUUUGCAAAUGAAUGACACGACACACGUGUGUGAUCAAGCCCCUAACAUUAAGACUGAUACUGUAGCAAGUGCUGUUGGUGGCAUUGUAUCAGGGCCCAGUGAAGUAACACUGGGGCCUGCACUGCCUUCACAACAGAUCGCUCCAACAAUUCAAAGUGAUGACUCUGAAAUAUCCAAGGCAGAAUCACUUCAAAGUACACCAGCUUUUGAAACCACAAAGGCCGAAACUAGCAACGAAGAACCAGUGGAGUUUUCUAAGGGGCAAGUUAACGACUGCAAAACAAAUGCACCUCCUGAGUCGAGGCAAAUCUCUGAAAACACUGUGUCUGAAAUGGGAAAUGGCAGGAAUCCAGGUACUGUUCUUGGGCAGCAGGAAAGCAGAUUGCCUGCAGUGUUAGCUUCCCCACAGACGGUCCAAAGAGAAAAUGAAAAAACGAAGACGUCACCUCAGAGUGUAGAAGUGUCAGAUAUGUUAACCAGUGCCGACAGUAAUCUAGCGAUUAAUCAAGGGAUGGCCAACUUGCCACUUAGAGAGAGUGAGGCAAACGAUGCAUCCGUUCGUUUACAGACCUCUACCACGGAGCCUUCAAUUGGGAAAGAUGUUCCUGCUAAUGGUGUUGGUGACACUGAAACAAAACUUGUCCAACCUUUAGAGCAGGACCUAUCCAUAUUAGAAAACGGAGGUAUUGAUAAAAAUAGCACAGCCUCUUCCCAGAGUGUACAGCCACCUGGGACUGCCGAAUCUGACCAAAAUGAGGCUUCUUCUCCAAGGACUGCUUUGGAGCAAAAUGGUGGUUCAGAGGUGACACCCAACAAAUUGGGCCUGCCCCUCUUAUCAAGCACACCUAAAGUACAUCGGGAGGUGGAGUCAAAGAGUGCAAAUCCAGCUUUGAAUUGGGAGACACCGGCAAGAAAUUUAUGCGGAGAAAAAGAUGCCUUUGCAACAGAUGCACUUGGGGAAAGGACAGAGGUCGGUGCAUCGACAAAUGCACAAAGUAUAGAAGUAUCACAACCAAGCAAAGCUAGUGUAAAGGAAUCAUCCGUUGUCAUUGAUACGUGUACAGAUAAAGUGAAUGUGGACCUGGAGUCAACAACGAAUGGCACUACGACAGCCUCAAUAUCCCAGCAAGAAAGUGAAAUCACGGUUUCUUUCAACGAAGGCAGUAGCUUGGACAGCUCUUCUGACAUGGAUAGCUUUACGGAAACAAUUCGUCGAUAUGGCAAUCCCAUUCAACUCCAAAAGAGGCAGCGGGUUCCUAAAGUGCCUUUGACACCACCAUUCGCCAUGCCACCAAUCCAGGAAGAUCAACCAUCACCAAAAAAGGAGAAGAAAUUUGACCCAAGUACAUUCAAGUUCGGUUUAAUGAGAAAAAGUAUCCGACAAAGUGAAGCACCCUCCAGUCUCCUCAAAAUGCAACAAAUUGAAACAAAAUCAAAAGUAGUUAAACGUGUAUCUGCUGAGCAGAGCUUGCUCUUUAAAACCCUAGCUAAUAAGAAGCCGCUAUUUAAAAAAGAUGAUCGUGUGCAGGAUGAUCUUGCCUCUGCAUCUGACAGCAAGAGAUCACGUUUAGAGAUGGGAAAGACACUUGGCCAAACAUCCAGUUUAUUAACUGGACCUGCGACAUCUGCUGAUACCUCUCCAUCAUUACAGAAAAAUUACACUGAUAAAGAGCUUGAAUGUGAUUUGUCAAAUACGACCUCUUCAGAGAUCCCAUCACCAGCUAACACAGAAAAAUGCUUGAAAUCCAAUACCUCUGAAAAUGAAAGUAAUUCUCUUUCUGUGUCAGAAAAAUAUUCGGAAAGUGGUUCAACCAUCCCUAAUUUGAAACCGAAUCUCUUGGAAAUUGAUACAAAUUUUGGGGCUAGUGUGAACACAAGUGAAUCAUUUAAUGAACUCACAUUCCAGGGGCUGGACUUUCUGCAUCGUGAUCGGAAUCCUCUAAGCUUAUUUGGUACCGACCUGUUUACUCCCAAGUGUGAUUUUCCCAAUCAGCCAGAUACUGAGAUACCUGAAAUGGAAAAUGUAAGAUUAAACUCUAGACCUGGAAAGAUUGUCAUCUAUAGUGAGCCCAGACUUAAUGGAGAAGCUUCUGAAUACUUUCAUGAUGUUCAGGAUGCUACGUCCUUAAAGUUGUCCUCUGAAAUUUCUAUUAGAGUAGUAAGAGGCUGUUGGCUUCUUUACGAGAAACCAAACUUCGAAGGUAGCAGAGUUGCUCUGGAGGAAGGUGUAGUGGAGCUGACAGAUAUUUGGAGAAAGGAGGAGAAUGAAGGCAAUGCAUCAAUCUGUAAUGAAUCUGUUAUUGGAUCGAUAAGGAGAGUAACUAAGGAAUGGUGUUUGCCUGAAAUAAAUUUAUGUACGGAGCUGAAUGGUUUGGGAAGAAGGACAACACACUUUGAUGAAAUGGAGGAAAUACAGACAUAUGGGAUUCUGGAACCGACAUUAUCCCUUGAAGUAAUUUCAAGCACAUGGCUGCUCUUCGAAGAGCCCUUCUAUCAGGGAAAUUCUUACAUUGUGGAACCUGGUCAGUAUCCUUGCCCAGAAUCUUGGGAAGCUACGGAUCCAUACAUCGGCUCGCUAAGACCAUUAAAAAUGGGUGCAUUAAAAGUAGAAAACCUUCAUGAACACAAGGUAAUCAUAUAUGAAAAACCAUUGUUUGAAGGCAAACAGCUGGAAAUAAAAACAGAUGUAUUCAGCUUCACUGAAGAUGAUGAGUCAGCUUUGUGCCACACGUAUCCGUUUGCAAAUAUUGGAUCCAUGAAAGUUUUAGGAGGAUUUUGGGUUGGUUAUGAGAAACCAGGCUUUCAAGGUCAUCAGUAUGCACUUGAGGAAGGGCAGUAUAAAGCAUGGACUGAAUGGGGAGGCUACAACAGACACCUACAAUCUUUGCGGUUUAUCCAUGUUGACUUGUCAAAUCCAGCCAUGAUAAUGUACAGUGACACAAACUUUUCUGAAAAAUGUGGAAGCAUUGAAGUAGUAGGGCCUGUCCCAAUCUUGGAGGAGACUGACUACGGAUUGAGGACAAUGUCCAUAAAUGUUCUCAGUGGAACCUGGGUUGCAUACGAGAAUUCUGAUUUCACAGGAGAGCAGUACAUUCUGGAAAAGGGGCUAUACAGUACCUUUGAAGACUGGGGGGCAAGAAAUUCUACCAUCGCUUCAGUUCAGCCUGUUGUAGUGGAUGCAGUGGAUAGUGAACUGUCUAAAUUUAAGGUGAAAUUCUUUUCUGAGCCUGAAUUUCAAGGAAGCGUACAAAUCUUUGACAUGGAUGCAGUCCAAUUUCCUGAUGGUUUUUCACCCAAGUCCUGUGAAGUUCUAAGUGGCAGCUGGGUAGUUUUUGAUGCAGAGGAUUUCACUGGGAGACAAUACGUACUUGAGGAAGGAACCUACCCUGACUUGGCAGCUAUGGGCUGUUUAGUUGAUACGUGUAUCAAAUCCGCACAGACAGUAAACUUUUGUUUCUCAAUGCCAGGCAUAAUACUCUUUAUGCGAGAGAAAUUUGAAGGAAAGAGAGUUGAGUUGAUCUCGGAAGUGUUGAAUCUGAAAUUAGGAGGAUAUAAUACUCGUGUUUCUUCAGUCAAAGUUAAUGGUGGAAUGUGGGUCGUUUAUGAAGGCAGUAACUACAGAGGUCAACAGGUAUUGCUCCAGCCCAGUCAGAUACCCAAUUGGCAUCAGCACACUGGAUGGCAUGUGAUUGGUUCUCUGCGUCCGCUGAUUCAGAGGCGAGUAUACUUCAGGGUGCGAAACAGAGGCACUGGAGCAUUCCUGACUUUGACUGGAGAACUGACUGAUAUGAAAAUGAUUCGAAUACAGGCCUUGGAAGAGUCGGGCACGGAUGAUCAAAUCUGGUUCUACCAGGAAGGGUACAUCAAAAACAAGAUAGGAGAAGAUUGUUGCUUGGAUGUAGCGGGAAGCUUGCUUGGCAUAGGUUCAAGACUGGGGAUUUCACUACUCCACAGUAAAGACAUUCACAUCUGGAGCAUCGAUUCCGACGGAGUCAUAUGGAAUUGUAUCAGGACUGACUUGGUUAUCGACAUUAAAGGAGGUCAGCAUUAUGACAAGAACCAAACCAUUCUCAGCACAUUUGAUGAGGUUCGGCCAACGCAGAGGUGGGACCUGGAUAUCGUUUGAUUCUUUCAAGGUGGAAACAGAAAUGAAAAAUCGUGAAGCACUUUCUAAGCACUGUGCAUAAGUUGUCUACUGUCAGUGCAAUGUAAUAUUUUCAAAGUAAAUUCAGUAACAACUGCCAUCUGCUUUUUGUUACAUUAUAAUCUUUGUAAGGUCAUAAGCAUUCUUACAUUUAGUUCAUGCGUUGGGAACUGGCUGUUUUUGUUUAACUGAGAAAAUCUCAUUCCUGGUGCAAAAUAUGCUGAAACAUUUUUAAAUACUAUUUAUAAUUGACUAACCCUGCUCACUGGUUUUACUGAACACUGGAAAUCUCUUCAGGAAAUGGGUAUAAUAACUUCUCUGGCAAAUUAAUGCAUUGGGAUGAAGAUACAGUUUUGCAACGAUCCCCGCUUGACAUUGUAAUUGCUGUUGAUGGUGGGUCAUAAAUAUGAGGUUAUUCAUGCAGAAUUGAAUAUCCGUAAUAUUGGAUGUUCGUAACUGUGCUUGUGCUACCUUGGUUUGUACAAACCAUUAAAAGUUCAGGAUGUAUUUUUGGUGUGAGAGAUGGAUGUUUGAUUUGCUCUGCACAGAUUACUACUGUGAUGGUUCUGUGUUUUUUUUUUGGAAAAGAAAUUGAAAAUGAGAAUUGGUGUUAAAGUUUUAAGAACCUUUUUUUUUGCAAGUGGUUCUAGUUCCUUAUUAUGACUUUCACUUUGUGGCUGAAUUUUGAACUUUGGUUCGAUUUAAAAUCCAACCCUUUUAUCAUUUGCAUUGAAAAAAGCUUUUGAACAACUGUGAUACAGUUGCUGGCCAACACAGCCACAAUUUGCAAAUAUACAGAUUUUAAAAAGUAAAUUUCAUAUUGACCACCUGAAGACAAUUUAACAUGGUGAUGUGUAUAUCAUAUCAUCACUAGUAUCUUUGUAGGAUGUUGAGAGUUGUUAUGGGCAGGCCCAGCAAUUCCUUCUAUGUUACGGAGACAGUGGAUGUUCAAAUGACGAUAUUGUUUGAUAAAUUGCAUCAGGGAUCAUCAUAAACACUUUCACCUUAAAGGUUUUGUAACCUUUUAAUCACUCAUACAUUUCUUUUUGUACUUUAGCAAAUGAACUGGGGGCUGUAUUAUCUUUAAUAUUGGGUAUGAUGGUACUUUACCUUUAUUAUCCUCUUCCUCAUUUUUAUCAACUCAACUAUUUCAACACUUGUUUGUGCCGUAAACUCGGAUAAAUACUUGUAUAACCAUCUUAUUUAGAGUUAUUUUGGUAAAUGAAAAACAGACAAUAUUUUAUUUCCAUUUCACUGUACAGUACAUAGUUGCUACGAUCAGCGACAGUACUACUGUGUUUGUUGUUUUGAAAUGCUUAUGCAAAAGCUGCAAAAUAAAAUAAUUCAUUCUCCA
Molecule: messenger RNA, 9349 nt
Organism: Hypanus sabinus (Atlantic stingray)
Lineage: Eukaryota; Metazoa; Chordata; Chondrichthyes; Myliobatiformes; Dasyatidae
Gene: crybg1a
Product: crystallin beta-gamma domain containing 1a
Exons: 22
Coding region: 1-7977 (2658 amino acids)
Source: RefSeq, a predicted model, not a curated record